Carcharodon carcharias (great white shark) is the source of this 1604-nucleotide messenger RNA. RefSeq names its product biogenesis of lysosomal organelles complex-1, subunit 3 (gene bloc1s3). The record is from RefSeq and is a predicted model, not a curated record. NCBI's taxonomy places the organism in Eukaryota, Metazoa, Chordata, Chondrichthyes, Lamniformes, Lamnidae. Gene Ontology annotation, cellular component: BLOC-1 complex. The transcript has 3 exons. The coding region runs from base 280 to 861 and encodes 193 amino acids.
ACCACGUGAUCAGGCUCGGCCGUUCGUUGUUUUGUUGGUGGAGGAGCACUGAUUCUUUCCUCAGCUGUUAAAUCUUUCCGAGUCGCUGUGCGAGCUCGUGGCGGCGGUCGGGAUCUUGGGCUCAAGAGGGUAGAAACAUUGAUCCGUCAUUAUGCUGCUGCCUAGCCUGCUGAGUAUUCCCAGAAUUUUCUGAUUUUAUCUAGGACCGAAUUGGAUUGCUCGUGGUGUGAUGGGCCAACUGGCGUCAUUUUGUGCUGCAUGACUCUGUGAGCAAGAAAUAUGACCACCACACAAUACAAGACCAUUAUUCAGGGAGAGGCAUCUGAGACAGACUCUGAGGAGGAGCUGUACCUCAUGUCCUCAUCAUCAGCAGGCAUCUUACAGACUGGAACCAAAGUUCCUGGUGAAGCAUCGGAAACUGACGAUGAGGACGAAGACUGUGUGAAAACGGUGCAAGAUAUCCAGCAGGCCUUUCAGCGUGAUCUGCCACCACUGAUAGUGAUUCGGGAUGAGCAGUCAGACGUCCUGACCGCAGUGGAGGAGAAACCGGCUGUAAAGAUUCGCCACCAGGGGCGGUUCAGUACCUUGCUGCAGCAGAAGCUGAGGGAGAGCAACGGGCGCCUUCACCAGAACGUGGAGCAUGCAGUGAAGCACAUGUAUGAGAGUGCCACCAGGGAGAUCCGAACAGCCACUAGUCACCUGAGCAACUCCCAGAACGGGAUCAUUAAUGCAUCACACAGCAUUCGCUUAAUCUUGGACGAUUUGAAAUCAGUGACGGAGAAAAUGGACAUAAUCACGAGCUGCAAUUUACUCCCUGACAUCCAGAUUGCCCCUGCGGCAGCAAGGCUAGCGCAGGUUUGAGCUUGUUUAUAGAAAUAGGUGAAGUCUUAUUGCAGAUUGGAUUCCCAGGCCUUCUAUAGAGUGGAAUGUUUCAGGAAAAUUGUGAGCUCUGACUACUUGAAUUACUGUAUUUUGGCUGAUUGUAAAAACGGUUUAGAUCUAUGCUGCAAGCACUUUGGGAGGGUUUACUUUAAGCUGAGCUCAGGAAUUAUGUUAGAAUUUAAGUUGUAUCAUCUUGUUUUCUGCCUCUGACAGGUCACUAUAUCAUGUAUUUUGCUCACUAGUGGUAGAGUUCUAGCACUUAGUGAAUAUGGUGUUAAGUUAUACUGCUGUUGUCAUUUGCUACGAUGUUACGAAUGAACCAGAGGAAGAAAAUUCUCCAAUGUCUGAUAAAUCUCAUAUAUCAUGCUCUAGACUUAUUGCCUCAAACGGUUCCCACGAGCACAUCCUAGUGAUUGAGUGUUUUACAGUUCAAAGCACUUUGUGAAUAGGCCAACAUGUUUGGGUGUUGUUCAAGAUGAAAAAGUUAACACCUUCACUAUUGUGUUUUACUAAAAUGCUCAAGGCAGCUCUGAGUAGGUGUAACUGCAGACCUAAAGAUUAAAUAUUGCUGAGUCCUAAUCUAACUUGUCGCAGUGAGAUAGAUCCAGAAUUAAUAUUAUGUCAUGAUGCGUAUGCACUGUGAUGUCAUGAAAUGGACUAAAAUUGCCUUUAUGUAUGUUUAUAAUAUUCUCAGAAUAUCAGUAAAACAUUUUUGCACUUUU